Molecule: messenger RNA, 633 nt
Organism: Alternaria arbusti
Lineage: Eukaryota; Fungi; Ascomycota; Dothideomycetes; Pleosporales; Pleosporaceae
Exons: 2
Coding region: 1-633 (210 amino acids)
Source: RefSeq, a predicted model, not a curated record
AUGUUCAAGACUCGAACAAUAAAGCCAGACUUUCAACUUGUCAAGACUCUUGGUGCCGAUGGCAAGCGAAGAGUCAAGAUGGAUCUUUCGGUCACAAAGCUCAACGAACACCCGCAAAAGCUGUACCUACAGUCUUUUCAAAUGCUGCUCGUAGGCUACACCAACAUUCGCGCUGGUGCGGCUACUCACGGACAUUUGUCAUUCUGGACCCUGCAAUCGCUCAGCAAUAUCGGUCUUCAGGUUUUUACUGCGUCUGACGCAUCCGGAGCGAAGCGUACGAUUGAUUCCAAACUUUGGGAUGGCAUCACUCUCGACGAUAGUGUGGUGCCACACUUUGCGACCUGCAAUCUGGAGCGAAGAUAUAAGCUCGAAGUCUUGAUGGGCUGGCAGUGCCAAAGUGGCGAGCACGCUGGAAGGGUGUUCUUUGUGCAAGCGAGAACGCCAGUGCGCAUCUCUUCUGGCAUUCAACGCAGUAGACAGAGCGCGAAGUCUGAAGCUUGGACUGAGGAUGAUCUGGCUGUAAAUGCGGAUUUUGAGAUGUCGCAAUCGCUGAGAAGCGAGGGGUCGUGCGCCAGAUACUCCGCGCCACCAACGUAUGAUGAAGUUGUCAAACAUCAGUCAAUAGUGGGCUGA